GUUUUCAUUAUUUGGUGGCGAUGACUUGACGUGUACAAUGAGAGGCUAUUUUUGAGGGUUGGGCAAUCAAGCACAAAGGGAUUGAAAGAAAAGCCCCCACUUGGCCACCCCAUAUGAGUGGUCAAAACAAGAUUGGAUAAAACACUAAACCCUUAUCAACCGUAUGUACAUAUGCCAAUCGAAUCCCCUCCAGAUCAUCCGACCUCACAACAACUGGGUCCUGCUUUACAAACUCAUAAAACCCCAAAUUCUGACGCUCAUUAACACACAGCACACGCCAUACUACAUGCACUAACGCAAACAUUCAGCCACUGCAAGCUCAAACCAAGGUGACAACCUUCUGGGUUCUUCUGGAAGUCAUUUCCAUGGCAGAGACCAAGAGAUCCACUGGCACGGUCAAGUGGUUCAGCGCACAGAAAGGUUUUGGCUUCAUUGCUCCCGAUGACGGCGGAGAGGAUCUGUUCGUCCACCAGAGCUCGAUCCAAUCCGACGGCUUUCGUACCCUCUCCGACGGACAGCCUGUGGAGUUCUCUGUCGGUUCAGGAGAAGACGGCCGCACCAAGGCCGCUGAUGUCGUGGGCGUCUCCAGACCUCGCCGUCCUCCUCGUGGAGGCCGAGGUGGAGGUGGCGGGAGAGGGUACUACAGCGGAAGGGGACGAGGCGGCGGUUAUGAGAGAGGCGGCCUCUCUAGGGGUAGGGGAUAUGGCGGCAGCGGAAGUAGCGGUGGUGCUUGUUUUAAUUGUGGACGGUACGGUCAUUUAGCAAGGGAUUGUUAUGAAGGUGGCGGUGGUGGUGGGAGAUACGGUGGCGGUGGAGGCAGGAGAUAUUCUGGUGGUGGUGGAGGUGGUCGAUGCUAUAAUUGUGGAGAGGAAGGGCAUUUUGCGAGAGACUGUCCUAAUGCUGAUAACAAGUGAGAGAAUGCCGGUGGUUUCAGUCAAUGAUCACACGACUGCGGUGUUUUUCAGUAAUUCUUUCA
Molecule: messenger RNA, 976 nt
Organism: Populus euphratica (Euphrates poplar)
Lineage: Eukaryota; Viridiplantae; Streptophyta; Magnoliopsida; Malpighiales; Salicaceae
Product: glycine-rich protein 2-like
Exons: 1
Coding region: 366-914 (182 amino acids)
Molecular function (GO): zinc ion binding; nucleic acid binding
Source: RefSeq, a predicted model, not a curated record